Molecule: messenger RNA, 468 nt
Organism: Bursaphelenchus xylophilus (pine wood nematode)
Lineage: Eukaryota; Metazoa; Nematoda; Chromadorea; Rhabditida; Aphelenchoididae
Source: the annotation of a GenBank genome assembly
AUGGCAAAGAAUGUGAAUGAUGUCAGUUAUCGAAAGGUGGAUGUGGAUGCUCUGGACCCAGAUAAGUUCAAGGACGUGGCAGAACCAGAAUACACAAGUCACGGACCUGGGAAUGGACCAAACGAGAACAAUGUAAAGCAACUUCUUCAAUCGAAUAAAUUGGUGGAUGCUCUGAAAGCCGUUCUGGAUGAUCCUCCUCUCAGGUCCACUGAUCAGGCUUUGAAAGAUAAGGUUUCAACUCUGGUCCUCAAAGUUCUUACAAGCUUCAAGAAUGCCGAAAUAGAAGGAGCCAUCAAGAAUCUGAAUACGGAAGAGGUAGCGUUGCUAAUGAGAUAUGUCUACAAAGGGAUGGAAUUGCUGGUGGAUUCCCAGACAAGUCAACAAUUAUGUGCAUGGCACGCCCAACUCUUCCAGGUAGGGGGAUACGGGAUAAUCACUCAGGUACUCACAGCAAGAAACCGACUUUAA